This is a messenger RNA of Penicillium digitatum Pd1, 570 nucleotides long. The record is from RefSeq and is a predicted model, not a curated record. Lineage: Eukaryota; Fungi; Ascomycota; Eurotiomycetes; Eurotiales; Aspergillaceae.
AUGGAUAUCCGCCUUAGGAGCAGGUCAAACCUGUUAAUCUGGAAAUCCGUCAAUACUUUGACCCGGAUCUACCAAUCUACGGCCCUUGGAAACAUUGGCAAACCAAACCAGAGCUUCCGUCUGCCGAAGAAGUCCUCGGGACAGACAUACCAGGAGACGUUGUUGCUCUUACCCCCAACUGCAUUUCAAAACCAGGCCCAUAAUGCUUUGAUCCGAGAGGACUCAGUUGCACCACUCCGAAAUGCUGUGGCCCGAGUUCGCGCUGAUCCUUUUGUGAAAGAUACUCCAGAUGUCUCCAUCUACGAGAAGGUCUUCGUUGUCGGUAUUACCCUAGCCCGCGCAGGCUUAGCGUUGCAAAUCCAAUUCUCCAUUCGCCGUGCGGGCAAAAAUAUUGCCUGGACAUACUCUAACCGUCUUAAUACUGGAGCAGUUGUUGCCUUGACUCUCAAGAAUAAUGCAUUCUCAAGCAAAUGUGUUAUCACUGUCGUGGCUUGUCGGCUGCUGGAAGCGAUUGAGAAAGACCCCCCAGAGGUCGAUCUCUUUGGCUUUACCCGACGAGAUCGAGGUUGA